AAAACCAUCUGAGCCUCAGUCGAGAAGAUUGGCAGAUUGAAUCAACAGUUUUUAGAGAAGAAACAUUCCCGUCUUCUUACACUAAUCAUGGCUCUCUGGAGUUACGAUCCUUUCUCCGACUACUAUUCUACCCCUUAUCCUCGUGAUACGUGGUCUCUUCUUCAACAAGAUCCAGUGUCCCGUUGGGUGGAUUCGCCGUUUUCUUCGUUCUGGCCGAGAGAUUUGUUCAACAUGCCCCCCAUGACGACGAGGCCCUUCCAACAAGCCAGAGAAGUCGUCAGUGACAAGGAUAAAUAUCAGGUGACUCUAAACCUAAAAAACUUCAAGUCCAACGAAGUCAACGUAAAAGUAAUCGACCAAACAUUAUGUGUUUGCGCUGAGCAUGAAGAAAAACCCGAUGAUUCUGGUCGCAUUUAUCGCAAGAUUAAGCGUCGAUAUUUUCUCCCUAAUAACGUCGACUGUGAUAAGAUCAAUGCCACUUUUUCUGACGAUGGAACUCUAAUCGUUUCGGCCGGAAAGAAGGCUAUAGGGCCGGGAAAAGAACGCAACAUUGAGAUCAAACAUCUUCCAGCACAAAAGACUCAACAAUCAUUGCAACAAGAAUCGCAGACAUCUGAGAAGGCAAAGCAAGCAGGCGUGAAUAUUCCUGUGACACGCGAGACGGAGAAGAAGUAAACAAGUACAAAGAGGAGUCGCGUCCA
Messenger RNA from Daphnia carinata, 701 nucleotides. Its product is annotated as alpha-crystallin A chain-like. Gene Ontology annotation, biological process: protein refolding; response to heat. Lineage: Eukaryota; Metazoa; Arthropoda; Branchiopoda; Diplostraca; Daphniidae. Gene Ontology annotation, molecular function: protein folding chaperone. The transcript has 3 exons. The record is from RefSeq and is a predicted model, not a curated record. Bases 88 to 675 code for a protein of 195 amino acids.